Molecule: messenger RNA, 552 nt
Organism: Funneliformis geosporum
Lineage: Eukaryota; Fungi; Glomeromycota; Glomeromycetes; Glomerales; Glomeraceae
Source: the annotation of a GenBank genome assembly
AUGUCGUCGUCUCCAAAGACUAUACCAUCAACUUCGAAAUUAUUACAAUACCGUCCACCAUACCCUUACACUUCCUCUUUAAGGGAGUUGAUUAUUUCAAAUAAUAAACCUCUUAAUGGAUUUAUCAUUUAUAGGAAAGCAUAUCAUAACAUAAUUAAAAAACAAGUUGGUUACUUGAAAAUCAAUCACCUCUCCUUUAUCGUGUUUAGAUUGUGGAAACAAGAACCUAUGGAAACCAAAUUACAUUACUGUGAUUUAGCUAGAAAGGUUGGAACUAUGAGAUUCUAUCCAAGAAUUUCUAUUAGAAGAAACGAUAAUAAUGAUGUUGUUGAUGUUGAUAAUAAGCAACAACCCGCAUCAUCGAUUCAACAGAAUCCUCCUCCUCCUACUCCGUCUUGUGUACCGCAAAAUAAUACUCGUCGGUUUGAUGAAAAUUCUCGAGCUUAUAUUGAUUUUAAAGAGUUGGAAUUGCAUAUGAAUCAAGGAAUCACUUUUCCACAAACUACUCCUUCUGUAUUUGAAGUUUCUUCCUUUGGAACCUCUUUUGUUUAA